Messenger RNA from Columba livia (rock pigeon), 1283 nucleotides. RefSeq names its product microseminoprotein beta (gene MSMB). NCBI's taxonomy places the organism in Eukaryota, Metazoa, Chordata, Aves, Columbiformes, Columbidae. The record is from RefSeq and is a predicted model, not a curated record. The transcript is spliced from 8 exons. Bases 186 to 911 code for a protein of 241 amino acids.
GCAUUUGAGUUGAGUAAGACUUGUUUUUCUUUCUUCGUUUUUUUUUUUUUUUUUAACCUGGAAUUGAGUUGAUCAACAUAAAGGCACCGAAAACUACUUGCUGUCACUUGCUGUCAGAUUCUACAUAGAGCACUUGCAGAGUUCUUCUGGAGACUUGGAGCUUUUUGGAAGUCAAUCAUUCCACAAUGAAGAACUUUCUGGCUUUCAUUGUUGCAAUGGGCAUCAUUGUGACACUGGGUGAUGCAUACUGCUUCUCUAAAAUGCACAAACCUGGGGAGGCUACCAAAGGCUGUACCCUGGAUGGAAAACUAUACCCCUUUGGAGAGAUUGCAAGGACAGAAAAUUGCUUCAGAUGCAGCUGCAGCAAAGAUGGAAUGCGUUGCUGCUCCCUCUUUCAUACUCCCGUGAAUUAUGACAAAGAGAACUGUAAAACUGUUUUCAACAAGAAUAGCUGCGACUAUGACGUGGUGCAGAUAAGUGACCCCUCCAAGUUGUGUCCUAUCUAUUCUCGUGUGGCUGCUUACAGGCUGUCUCCUUAUUGGAAGCCUCAUAAUUCUGCAAGAAUGAAGACCAUCCUGGCCUCCCUUCUUGUUCUUGCAAUCAGUGUGACACCAUCCAAUGCAGAUUGCUUUUCUGAGCCAUUGAAUCCAGGGAUGUCUCAUGGUGAGCAGACAGGUUGUCUUGACUCAAAUGGAGAGCUGCAUGAAUUUGGUACACACUGGACAAACACAGACUGCUACUAUUGCUUCUGUACCUGGAGUGGAAUAGACUGCUGUAGCACCUUUGUAAGACCAGUUGGCUAUGAUGAAGAGAAGUGUGUAAGCAUUUUCAACAAGGAGACCUGUACUUACAAAGUAGUUGAGAAAGAAGAUCAUUCAAAAGAAUGCCCAGCCUAUGCAGCGGUGGGCUAAUAGAGAAGAAUUGUGGAUUUAGGGAAUAUUUCCUCUUUCUGUUUUGUUUUAAUGGUUCUUUCCCUCACAGAAUCAAAAACACUGAAAAAUGUGGCCGUUGAGCAAAAUCAACUCAUGAAAUCUAACACAUAAUAAAACUGAACAUCUACCCACAAGACUUCCUCGGCUUCUCUGCCUUCUGCUUCCCCGUGAAGAAAGAACUGACUUGUUCCUUCCUUGAGAGGACAAAUUAAAGCCAACAUCUUUAAUCAUCCUCAUGAACUGCUAAUUUGAAUUCUUUUCCAGUCACACUUCAGUGCCAGGGAGUAUAUUCUGUUACUCAUGCACAACUGUAUCUUAAAGCUAAAAUAAAAUCAGAUAAAGCAUCAGAAA